AUGGCUUUCAGCUUCGCGAACCAAGGAAAUGCCACGGCCGGAGGAGGAGGAGGAGGACUGAAUCAAGGCCCCGAGCUGGAGGUGAUCCAGACCGAGGCGCUUGGUUUCAAGUCGAUUGCAGGCGACGCGAAGCUCCGACUCACAUCCGCCUGGUCCCCGCCGCCCGCCGAUACCGCCUCGCUCAUCAGCAUCGCCUCCCGCCGAGGCCUCGUCGCCGCCGCCGGACCCGACGGUAUCACCAUCACCUCGACCGACUCCGUGCGCAAGGGCUUCGAGGGCGAAAAGGAAGGCGAUUCCGAUGUCCGCGCGUUCCAGCCGCAGGGCAAGCUGCCCAUGCCUAUGAGGGUGUCGCAGCUCGCCUUCAGCGCCGACGAGAACUACCUGAUCCUCUCAGCCGAGAGCGGAGGCGGUCUCGCGGUAUACGAAGUCGAAAGCCUGCUCCAGGGUGCCACGAAAGCUGCGUUCGAGCUUGCGACGAACGGCGAAACUUUGAGGGCGCUCUUCCCGAACCCCACGAUCGAGAAGGCGGAACUGUGCGCCAUUGUGACGAAUAACGGCAACUUGCACAUGGCGAACCUGAAGGAGAGGUCAGUCAGCAAUGCUCUGAAAGCACAGGUUAGCUGCAUAAGCUGGAGCACGAAAGGAAAGCAGCUGGUGGCGGGCUUGGCGGACGGAACCAUUUUCCAAAUGACCCCUGAGGGUGAGGCCAAGGGCGAGAUCCCACGGCCACCAAACGUGUCGGCUGCUCACGUAUCGUCUCUGACUUGGCUGGAAAAUCACCUCUUCCUCGCCAUCCACACAUCAACUUCGGAGUCCCCGCCAAGUUCAGUAUACCAUCUCAUUACAAGAAAGCUGCCAUCAGAUUUCACUUUCCAAAAGUUGAACGACCCUGUCGACCCGUUUGGCGCCGAAAAGCCGCCUCACCACUCAAUAUUGAGGCUCAAGGAAUUCCCUCCUAACCUUUCAGAUCUCCUCAUCGUGGCAUCAACCGUCUCCCCAGACAUCGGCCUCCUCAGCAGGGCAAAGUCACCCCUGACAUCUGAUCAUCCAGUCGACACUGCCGGCGUCUUUACCACAACAGAACUGGCCGAUGACUCGAAACGUGCCUCUCUGCCCAUGAAUGACAGCUAUGAGAACACCAUCCCCAUCGGUGUUGCCCUUGAUCUCUCAGCCAAGGACAAGGUAUACAAGCCAUUGCCCGCCGAUGAAGAGAUUGAGGAUUCUCCCGGCCCAGUGCCGGGUUUGUGGGUGCUGAACAAUGAGGGUGUUCUCAGUUCAUGCUCGACACCAGCAGCAGCACCGGCACCGGCCCCGGCUCCGAACACAUCAGCAUUUGGCGCUCCUUCGAGCACCCCAGCCUUCGGUUCAUCAUCUGCCUUGGGCUCAGGCCAAAAGGCCUCACCGUUUGGUUCCAGUGGAUCCAAGAUCCCUACAUUUGGUGGCUCGUCAGCCCUAGGAUCUAAGGCUUCACCAUGGGGCGCUGCGACGACGUCUUCCGCCGCUCCCGCAGCCUCUGGUUCUACGUUUGGCAGCGGUAGCCCCUUUGGUGGCAGCUCAGCUACAUCAGGCUCUCCUUUUGCUCAGGCCUCCGCAACAAAAUCAGCGUUCGGCACUGGCGGCUCUUUCGGAAGCCCUUCCGCCACAACUCCAGCUACAAACAAAUCAGCGUUUGGCAGUGGUAGUACCUUUGGUCCGGCGUUUGGCCAGCCUUCAUCAGUCGGUUUUGGUCAGUCGUCAUCGCUUGGACAGAAGUCCUCUCCAUGGGCGUCGGGCGGAGCGUCUGGUGCGAACACGUCUGCGUCACCGGCGUUCGGCCAGCCUAGUAGCUUCGGAACAUCCGAGAAUAAGAGUGUGUUUGGCGGUGGAUCAGCAGCCAAACCUGCACCUGCGUCUGGGGGAUUCUCUAGCUUUGCUAGCUCUGGUGGCUUUGGUUCCCUUGCGAAUAAGGGCAACGAGGGUGGUAGUGUUUUCUCCAGCAAGCCUUCGUCAAGUCCAUUCGGCUCUGGGGGUCAAUUGGGCACGGCUUCUAAGGAUACCGCGUUCCCUCCUCCGAGCUCGACUGGACCGGCGACUAGCAAUCCCUUCAGCCAGCCUUUCAAGUUGGGAACCACCUUCGAGGCAGAUCCCUCUGCCAAGGACGAUGAUGAGAAGCCUUCUACCCCUGGCGGAUCCUCUCUGUUUGGCAGCAACUUCGGCUCUGCACUCGGAAGCGCCGUGACGAAGACUCCUCCUAAAGAGAUGACCACAGAAUCGAACGAAGAGACACCAAAGCCGAAAUCGGUCUUCAGCCUUGGCCAAUCCACAACGCCGAAAGAGACUCCAGCGCCUUCCAAAUUUGGUUUCCCACCGACUUCAACAUCAGCCCCCAAGAGCGGCUUGUUUGGAUUCCCUUCUCAGCCAGCGACUGGAGGUUUAUUUGGUUCUGCGAAGCCGGCAGAGAAGACACCAGAGGUCAAGACCGAGUCCAGCACUCCUCUUCCCCCUGAUACGACAAGCAAAAACUCAUAUCCUCUUGGUGAUUCCUCGUCUUCUUCGGGCACCGGAAAUGUUCCUUCAGACGGUGGAAGUAAGGCUUCACCUCAAGUGGACAAUGCGCCUCUGCCUCCCGAUUUCCUUACUACGCCAAAGGCAACGUCAACGAAGGCAGCCAGCGCUGCUCCGCUACCGCCUGAUUUCCUCAAGCCUUCAAAGCCACAGGGAAGCACUACUCCGGCCGACGAAGCUCCUCUCCCACCCGACUUCCUCACGCCCAAGCCUGGCAAGACCGCAGUGUCUGCCACGCCUUCGGCGGCGCUUCCUUUGCCAGCAGACGACCAGUCCUCGCCCGAGGAGCUUGAACGGCCGAAAUCUACUGCACCUGCUGCGGCUCCGGACUUCCUCAAGAUGCCCAAGCAAUCUUUGUCGUCGGCAACGUGGUCGUCUACCCCUCAGAACACGACACCUGCACCCAAGGAGCCUGUCUUCCCCUCCAUUCCGACUGUGCCUGAUAGUGAGCAUGACACCGAUCUUGAGGAUGAGGACGACGAUGAUGAGUCUGAGGGCAGCGGCGUCAUUGUCUCCAAGGACCAAAGCCCAUCCAUGACGGCGAUGACCCCUACGGCAGGCAUGACCCCGCAAAGCUCUUUCGGUGGUGUUAGCAGCAGCACCUACUCCGUUCCACGGACGGAGGAAGAGAGACCGAGGGCAUCGCUGUUUGGUGAUCUGAGCCGCAAUGCUCCCAUGUUCCCCCGACCGUCCCAAACCAGCCCUCGCUCUCCCAGCCCAGUCCGUGGCGCUGUGCCAGGCCGCAUCAUGCGCCAGGAGUCUGCUCGUUCGGUUAGUGCCCCGGGUAUGGCAUCUCAGAUCCUUGCAGCCCAGAAAAAGCAGCCUUCGCAGAUGGGGUCAUCCAUUGUCGGGAACAAAUCCAACGAUGAUCACUUCAUUGCUCAGCAAAGACUUGCGCGCCAAAGGCGGCAGGCUGAGGAGACCAGGGCACUGGAGGACGAGGAGGAUGAUGAGAUUCAGAAGAUUCUUGCUUCCAAGAUCGAACCCACACUAAAGCUGGAUGACUUCAUCGCUCACUCAAACGUUGUGCCGUCGGCUAAGGAGACCAUCCCGGCCCAGGUGGAGGCAGUGUAUCGCGACAUCAACUCGAUGAUCGACACACUUGGUCUGAAUGCUCGCUCUCUUGCUAGCUUUCUCAUGGGGCACGACAUCGGAUUCAAGGCCGGAGGCCGACGCAAGCAAGACCUCGAGAACCCAGACAGCUGGGUUCUCUGCGAGAUUGAUGAGCUCGGAGAAGUCGUUGACAGAUCCUUGGCUCAGGAUCUCGAGGAUGGUCGUGUUCACGACGUUGAAGAGAAGCUUGAGGCAUGCAACGAGCUCGCCCGCGAAAUGUCUCGCCUCCGAUCAAAGCAAGAUGAUCUUAAGAAGAUCAUUAUGGUGAAGACGGACCCCGACCAAGCCGACAUCAGCCGCUCUCUGCCUCUGAGUACCGAGCAGGCAAGUCAGCAGAACGAGCUGCGUCGCGAAUACACAAACUUCACCAAGCUUCUUGCCGAAGCCGAGGAGGCCUUGACGAUCCUGAAGACCAGAAUCGCCGCCGCGAACAGCGCAUCUGGAAAGGGCAACUCCAACAUGCCUACCGUCGAGGCCGUCAUGCGGACCAUUGGCAAGAUGACCAGCAUGGUGGAGAAGCGAUCCGGCGACAUCGACGUCCUCGAGAACCAGAUGCGCAAGCUCCGCUUCUCGUCGGUCAACAGCCGCGAGGGCUCCCCGAUGGUCACGCCCCAGAGAAACAGCCGAUCCGUCCUCUUCUCGCCCGAGCGAUCGGCCGUGAUGGCGUCGCCCGGCACCCUGCGCAACUCGAUGGUGUCCUCCGUGGCCUCGUACGGCGGCCGCGGCGGCACGGGCACGCCUCCGCGCAAGAAGCUGAGCGGGUUUAGCGGGGAGGAGAAGUCGGAGUUGAUGGCGAAGCGGGCCAAGCGACAGGCUGUGCUGAACAAGCUCAAGGCUAAUGUCGAGAGGGCGGGCGUGAGCGCGUGGGCGAUGGAGGAUAUUGAAUGA
Molecule: messenger RNA, 4545 nt
Organism: Colletotrichum scovillei
Lineage: Eukaryota; Fungi; Ascomycota; Sordariomycetes; Glomerellales; Glomerellaceae
Exons: 6
Coding region: 1-4545 (1514 amino acids)
Biological process (GO): protein import into nucleus; RNA export from nucleus
Cellular component (GO): nuclear pore
Molecular function (GO): structural constituent of nuclear pore; protein binding
Source: RefSeq, a predicted model, not a curated record